AUGUCGUCCAUGACCGAUGCAAUUUCCGCCCGGCUGCAGAUGGAGAUUCUGCGGCCAUUCACCGUCGCCCGGGGCAUUAUCCAGUCCGGCGCAGCCCAAUUCCCCAUCCAGGGAGUGAUCUACUUCUUUCAGAACCCUCAGCUGUGGCCGUUGUAUCUCCGGAUGGUUCCCCCAAUUUUGAUUGUGCAUGUUUCCGUGUUUUUGAGUGUUUUCAGCACGCUGUUUCUGCUGAACGUGUCGGCGGCAAUGUGCUGUUGUGGGCCGUUUGGACUGCUGGUGGGGGCAGGAAUCACGGCACAAGAAGCCAAUUUCAUCACCAGCUACAUUUUGGACAAUUACUUGAUUCCACGUCCAAUGGAUUCGCUUUUCGACACUGUUUUGUGUCAAGAAGGAAUGGAGUCGGUGGUGAUUCCAGGAAAGCUGAAAAGAGUGGUUGGUCCUUCGUUUGGAGAUAGACUGUGGGAAACGUCGCUUUGGACCACAGUCACGUUUCCAUCGGAUAUAUACUCAACUCUGAGACCAGUUGGACUCAGUUUCAUCCCAGUAUUUGGACCAAUGGCUCUGAGCUUCAAUGGAGCGGUCGCAAAGGGAAACUCCUUUGAGAAACGGUUCUACAGACUCAGCAGACUGAGAGGACGCCAGGUGAAGUAUCUCAUCAAGGAAAGAGAAGGCGACUACUGGAGUUUCGGGUUUGUUGCCAAUAUUUUGGAAAGUGUUCCAUUACUUGGCACAUUUUUCUACUUCACUAACCAGAUCGGAGGUGCUCUCCUGGCAGUCAAGUACUACCAAGAAGGAAGGACCCAGUUCUAA
This is a messenger RNA of Ogataea philodendri, 810 nucleotides long. RefSeq lists its product as uncharacterized. The transcript has a single exon. Gene Ontology annotation, cellular component: prospore membrane; ascospore wall; lipid droplet. The record is from RefSeq and is a predicted model, not a curated record. Lineage: Eukaryota; Fungi; Ascomycota; Pichiomycetes; Pichiales; Pichiaceae. The coding region runs from base 1 to 810 and encodes 269 amino acids.